Molecule: messenger RNA, 752 nt
Organism: Formica exsecta
Lineage: Eukaryota; Metazoa; Arthropoda; Insecta; Hymenoptera; Formicidae
Gene: Nubpl
Product: iron-sulfur protein NUBPL
Exons: 2
Coding region: 72-731 (219 amino acids)
Biological process (GO): iron-sulfur cluster assembly; mitochondrial respiratory chain complex I assembly
Cellular component (GO): mitochondrion
Molecular function (GO): ATP binding; 4 iron, 4 sulfur cluster binding; ATP-dependent FeS chaperone activity
Source: RefSeq, a predicted model, not a curated record
UCCAGUACAACACAACGGUUGAUGCAGUCAAGACUAGGCAAGAGAGCAUAGAAGCCAGACAGAAAGAAAUCAUGGCACGUGGACUUCCUAAGCGAAAGCGGAUAAAGGGUGUUAAACAAAUUUUGCUAGUUGCCUCUGGUAAAGGUGGUGUUGGAAAAUCGACAACUUCAGUAAAUUUAGCGACAGCCUUAAAAAUAAUUGAGCCGAAAAAGUCAAUUGGAUUACUAGAUGCCGACGUUUUUGGGCCAUCUAUACCAUUGAUGAUGAAUAUAUAUGAGUCGCCCAUGAUAAAUCAAGAGAAUCUCAUGGAACCUCUUGUAAAUUAUGGUGUGAAAUGUAUGUCCAUGGGAUUUUUAAUUGAUGAAAAAUCGCCAGUAGUUUGGAGGGGGCUCAUGGUGAUGAGUGCAUUGGACAAGCUGGUAAAUCAAGUGGCAUGGGGGUCGCUCGAUUAUCUUGUGAUUGACACUCCUCCUGGAACAGGAGACACACAUCUUUCCCUGAUUCAGAAUUUCUUUAUCGCUGGUGCAUUGCUAGUAACAACACCGCAAAAAGUUGCGCUAGAAGUGACCAGGAGAGGUGCAAAUAUGUUCAAGAAGUUGGAUAUACCUGUUGCUGGUAUCGUGGAGAACAUGAGCACCAUUAUGUGUCCAAAAUGCAUGACCGAGAUUCCAGUCUUUGGCAAUGCCACAUUAUCAUUAGCCAGAGAACUUGGUAAUAAAUCAUUAUUAUGAUAUUUAUUAUCGUAUUAUAUA